AUGUUUAUUUCUAAUUUGUUGAAGACAUCAGCACGAGUUAUAAAAGCAUCUCCAAAAAAAACUUUACCCACUAAAGCAGCCUUGACAUUAACAAAUGAAGCACUAAAUAGAAUAAAAGAAAUUAUGUCAGAAAGACCUGAAGCAGAAGGUUUAAAAAUUGGAGUUAAACAGAGAGGUUGCAAUGGUUUAACAUAUACAUUAGAAUAUGCUUCUAAAAAAGAAAAAUUUGAUGAAGAAGUAAUUCAAGAUGGUGUUAAAAUAUGGAUUGAUGCUAAAGCACAACUUACAUUAUUAGGAACUGAGAUGGAUUAUAUUAAUAAUCGUAUAACAAGCGAAUUUGUUUUCCGAAAUCCUAAUGUUAAGAAUACCUGCGGAUGUGGAGAAAGCUUUACAGUUUGA
This is a messenger RNA of Strongyloides ratti, 399 nucleotides long. Its product is annotated as Iron-sulfur cluster assembly 1 homolog, mitochondrial. The record is from RefSeq and is a predicted model, not a curated record. NCBI's taxonomy places the organism in Eukaryota, Metazoa, Nematoda, Chromadorea, Rhabditida, Strongyloididae. Gene Ontology annotation, biological process: iron-sulfur cluster assembly. The transcript has a single exon. Gene Ontology annotation, cellular component: cytoplasm; mitochondrion. Bases 1 to 399 code for a protein of 132 amino acids. Gene Ontology annotation, molecular function: 2 iron, 2 sulfur cluster binding.